Branchiostoma belcheri (Belcher's lancelet) is the source of this 1289-nucleotide messenger RNA. Its product is annotated as RNA-binding protein 24-like. The coding region runs from base 228 to 881 and encodes 217 amino acids. The transcript has 4 exons. Gene Ontology annotation, cellular component: cytosol. The record is from RefSeq and is a predicted model, not a curated record. Gene Ontology annotation, molecular function: RNA binding. Lineage: Eukaryota; Metazoa; Chordata; Leptocardii; Amphioxiformes; Branchiostomatidae.
UUCCGAGUUAUUUUACGCAGUCAGCCGUGAGGUCCUCCCGAAGUGCGCACACGUUUUCGCCGAGCCCCUUGCACCGCGCGGUCAAUGAUCUAGCCCGGGACCCGGACAGACCUGACACCGCCGACUCUGUAGCUCCGUUGCGGGGAGACCCUUCCCAGGCCCUUUCCUAUUCCGUCCACUCUACCAGCGUGCGAGAGACUAACUCUCCCGGACUUUACACUACAGGCAUGAAUAUGCAGAAGGACACAACUUUCACCAAGAUAUUUGUCGGGGGCUUGCCCUACCACACCACCGACGACUCGUUACGGAGUUUCUUCCAGACCUUCGGCGAGAUCGAAGAGGCCGUAGUGAUCACCGACAGGCAGACUGGCAAGUCCAGGGGAUAUGGCUUCGUAACUAUGGCGACCAGAGAGGCCGCCGAAAAGGCUUGCAAGGACCCAAAUCCCAUCAUCGACGGCAGAAAAGCCAACGUCAACCUCGCGUACAUCGGAGCGAAGCCUAGGAACACGCAGCCAGGGUUUGGUUUUGGCAUUAGGGCAGUGCCCCCCGGAUAUCUCCCAAGCCAGUACGGGUUGCCGCCGGGGUACAUCUACCCCCAGGCGUACGUGACGGCCGCCGCCGCCCAGCAGCCUGGCCUGAUCGUCCCGCCGCACACCCCGCCAGCCUCCGCGGCGGCCCAGUACAUCGACUACGCCGCGGCUUACGGCCAGUACCCGGCGGGGUACGAGCAGUACCCGGCAGGCUACGCGGCGCACGCGUACCUCAGCCCCGCCGCCUACGCCCAGACCGGCUACGCCGCCGUCCAGCAGCCUGCCUUAUCCGCCACCUCGGCUCACUUCGCCCAGUACCAACCUCAGCAGAUACAGGAACGCAUCCAGUAAACAAACAAGCACAAACAAACAACGGGAACCAAUUUGAACUUGACCGCGAGGGAUCACGGGACUUUUCCACCGAAGGGAAUUGUGGGAAGGCCGAGCUGGUAACUAGAGGGUAUUUAAACACUAUGCAAAUCCACGAUGUUAUGUCUGAGCACGAGUAUCAUGUCACUUUUCACAACAGGAGGGAGGUACACUUGUUACACCCAGCUGUUCUCUGUAUCAAUCAAAACAACAGCCGUCCGCAGGGCUAUUCUGGUCCCCACUAUUUGGUCCUGGCAGCAGAAAAUUCUCGAUCAAUUCGGCCCGGUGAAUUUCCCCCACACCCCCUGAAGCUCAAGCAUGUGUCUGCCUGCUCACACGAAGUGCUAAUCACAUAAUGUUAGCACAGUUGCUUCUCAUACCACCGUGAAA